AUGAAGACUUCGAUAGCUGCUAGUUCUCGAUGGGCCAAGGGCCGUUUCUCUCAUUUCCUUCCCUCGUCGACCAACGAAAACGAUAUAGAGGCCUCAUCCACUGAUGAAUCCUCUUUACAAGGAAAGGAACUACAUCAUAGGAAAAACCACGAGGAAGAAAAUAAUGGUACGAGGCCAAAAAAGUCUCAGAUGUCUACCUCGACUUUGCAGAUAGAGACGAGACAAGAUGAGGAUGAGGAUGAGGAUCGAAUCGUCAUCAAACCCGUUAAUGAUGAAGACGAUACCUCGGUGAUAAUAACAUUCAAUCAAUCGAUCUCUCCUUUCAUCAUCACUUUGACAUUUGUUGCCUCCAUAUCUGGGUUCAUGUUUGGUUAUGAUACAGGUUAUAUAUCGAGUGCGUUGAUUUCUAUCAAUAAAGACUUGGACAAUAAAGAGUUGACGUAUGGUGAAAGAGAAAUAAUCACAGCCGCUACUUCCUUGGGUGCUUUAAUCACAAGUAUCGGGGCAGGUACCGCGGCAGAUGUGUUUGGCAGAAGACCGUGCUUGAUGUUUUCCAAUUUAAUGUUUUUAAUCGGGGCAAUCUUACAAAUCACCGCUCAUAGAUUUUGGCAAAUGGCUGCAGGUAGGCUGGUUAUGGGGUUCGGGGUUGGUAUUGGUUCUCUAAUUUCACCCCUUUUCAUCAGUGAAAUUGCUCCCAAGAUGAUCAGAGGCCGGUUGACCGUCAUAAAUUCUCUAUGGCUGACUGGUGGUCAAUUGAUUGCCUAUGGCUGUGGUGCGGGCCUUAACCACGUCAACAACGGUUGGAGAAUUUUGGUUGGUUUAUCGUUAGUACCUACUGUUAUACAAUUUACUUUCUUUUGUUUCUUACCAGAUACUCCAAGAUAUUAUGUCAUGAAAGGUGAUUUAGAGAAGGCCAAAAUGGUCCUUAAGAGGAGUUAUGUGAAUACAGAUGAUGAUGUGAUUGACCAAAAAGUUGACGAACUGGCUAGUCUGAACCAAUCUAUACCGGGAAGAAACCCGAUAAUAAAAUUCUGGAAUAUGGUCAAGGAAUUACAUAUGGUACCUUCGAAUUUCAGAGCAUUGAUUAUCGGUUGCGGUCUACAAGCCAUUCAACAAUUUACUGGUUGGAAUUCCUUGAUGUAUUUUUCAGGCACAAUCUUUGAAACGGUAGGAUUCAAAAACUCUUCUGCUGUUUCCAUUAUUGUUUCAGGUACGAAUUUUAUUUUCACAUUAAUAGCGUUCUUCUGCAUCGAUAAAAUUGGCCGUAGAUAUAUCUUGUUGAUUGGUCUGCCGGGCAUGACAAUAGCAUUGGUCGUAUGUGCCAUCGCCUUCCAUUUCUUAGGUAUUAAGUUUAGCGGCGCUAGUGCGGUUGUGGCAUCUACAGGGUUUUCAUCCUGGGGGAUCGUCAUCAUUAUAUUUAUUAUCGUUUACGCUGCAUUCUAUGCUUUAGGUAUCGGUACCGUACCAUGGCAACAAUCCGAAUUAUUCCCACAGAAUGUGAGAGGUGUGGGGACUUCAUUUGCCACUGCUACCAACUGGGCAGGUUCUUUGGUCAUUGCAUCUACUUUCUUGACCAUGUUACAAAACAUCACACCUACGGGUACGUUUGCCUUCUUUGCCGCUGUGGCAUGCUUAUCAACAAUCUUCUGUUACUUCUGCUAUCCUGAAUUAUCAGGGUUGGAAUUAGAAGAAGUUCAAACAAUUUUGAAAGAUGGGUUUAAUAUUAAGGCUUCCAAAGCUUUGGCCAAGAAGAGAAAAAGGCAGGUGGCUCAAGGUGCUGUUCAUCACAAAUUGAAAUUCGAACCCACCCAAGAAAUCGUGGAAAGUUAA
Saccharomyces eubayanus is the source of this 1830-nucleotide messenger RNA. RefSeq names its product myo-inositol transporter ITR2 (gene ITR2). The coding region runs from base 1 to 1830 and encodes 609 amino acids. Gene Ontology annotation, cellular component: membrane. The transcript has a single exon. Lineage: Eukaryota; Fungi; Ascomycota; Saccharomycetes; Saccharomycetales; Saccharomycetaceae. Gene Ontology annotation, molecular function: myo-inositol:proton symporter activity. Gene Ontology annotation, biological process: transmembrane transport. The record is from RefSeq and is a predicted model, not a curated record.